Messenger RNA from Emys orbicularis (European pond turtle), 3142 nucleotides. RefSeq names its product kelch like family member 13 (gene KLHL13). Gene Ontology annotation, cellular component: Cul3-RING ubiquitin ligase complex. Gene Ontology annotation, biological process: regulation of cytokinesis; protein ubiquitination. The transcript has 9 exons. The coding region runs from base 84 to 2045 and encodes 653 amino acids. NCBI's taxonomy places the organism in Eukaryota, Metazoa, Chordata, Testudines, Emydidae. Gene Ontology annotation, molecular function: cullin family protein binding; ubiquitin-protein transferase activity. The record is from RefSeq and is a predicted model, not a curated record.
AGUGUCAGUGGGAACAGUUGGUGGAACAAGGAAGGAGAGAAUCAGUGCAUGAACAGCACAGAAGAUAAUUUUGCUUUUCAGGGAUGAUGUGGAGGGACACUUUGGGAGUUACUAACCUUGACGGCAUGGAUCAUUCUGUGCUCAGAGGGGAGAUGUCAGCAGUGCUUCAUGACAGAUCUCUAGUGGAAGAGGAAGAUCCUCACAUGAAAGUAUCUCUUGGUAGCAGCGAUAUGGGCGUGUCUACCCAUUUACAGUCUUCAAAGACAGGGACCACACGAUUUUUCACCAGCAACACUCAUAGUUCUGUGGUAUUACAGGGUUUUGACCAGCUGCGAAUAGAAGGUUUACUUUGCGAUGUGACGCUAGUACCAGGCGAUGGUGAUGAAGUAUUUCCCGUUCACCGAGCUAUGAUGGCAUCAGCUAGUGAUUACUUCAAGGCUAUGUUCACAGGUGGAAUGAAGGAACAAGAUUUAAUGUGCAUUAAGCUUCAUGGUGUGAACAAAAUAGGUCUGAAGAAGAUUAUUGAUUUCAUUUACACUGCAAAACUUUCUCUUAACAUGGACAACCUUCAGGACACUCUAGAAGCAGCCAGUUUUUUGCAGAUUUUACCUGUUUUGGACUUCUGUAAAGUGUUUCUGAUCUCUGGGGUUUCUUUGGAAAAUUGUGUUGAGGUUGGGCGGAUUGCCAAUACGUACAAUCUCACAGAAGUGGAUAAAUAUGUUAAUAAUUUCAUCCUGAAGAACUUCCCCGCAUUAUUAAGUACUGGUGAGUUUGUGAAACUCCCCUUUGAACGUCUUGCCUUUGUGCUUUCAAGCAAUAGCCUUAAGCACUGCACUGAGCUCGAACUGUUCAAGGCUGCUUGUCGCUGGCUACGGUAUGAGGAGCCUCGAAUGGAAUAUGCUGCAAAACUAAUGAAGAACAUCAGAUUUCCACUGAUGACACCACAGGAUCUUAUUAAUUAUGUACAAACAGUGGAUUUCAUGAGAACUGACAAUACAUGUGUGAAUUUGCUUUUGGAAGCCAGCAAUUACCAAAUGAUGCCGUACAUGCAGCCAGUCAUGCAGUCCGAGAGAACUGCCAUUCGAUCAGACAGUACUCACUUAGUAACAUUGGGGGGAGUGUUAAGGCAGCAACUGGUUGUCAGCAAAGAAUUACGGAUGUAUGAUGAAAAGGCACAUGAAUGGAAAUCAUUAGCUCCCAUGGAUGCACCAAGAUACCAGCACGGCAUUGCUGUGAUUGGAAACUUUCUUUAUGUAGUUGGUGGACAGAGCAAUUACGACACGAAAGGAAAAACAGCGGUUGACACAGUCUUCAGAUUUGAUCCUCGCUAUAAUAAAUGGAUGCAAGUUGCGUCUUUAAAUGAAAAGCGUACCUUCUUCCACCUAAGUGCCCUCAAAGGACAUUUGUAUGCAGUUGGUGGUCGAAAUGCAGCGGGUGAACUAGCCACAGUGGAAUGUUACAAUCCAAGAAUGAAUGAAUGGAGCUAUGUUGCAAAAAUGAAUGAGCCCCACUAUGGUCAUGCUGGAACUGUGUAUGGGGGAUUAAUGUAUAUUUCAGGCGGAAUUACCCAUGAUACUUUCCAAAAAGAACUUAUGUGCUUUGACCCCGACACAGACAAAUGGACUCAGAAGGCUCCAAUGACAACAGUCAGAGGUCUGCACUGCAUGUGUACUGUUGGAGACAAGCUUUAUGUUAUUGGCGGAAAUCACUUUAGAGGAACAAGUGAUUAUGAUGAUGUUCUAAGCUGUGAAUAUUAUUCACCCACCCUAGACCAGUGGACUCCAAUUGCUGCUAUGUUACGUGGGCAAAGUGAUGUUGGGGUUGCUGUCUUUGAAAAUAAAAUCUACGUUGUUGGAGGGUACUCUUGGAAUAAUCGUUGUAUGGUGGAGAUAGUCCAGAAAUAUGACCCGGAAAAGGAUGAGUGGCACAAGGUCUUUGACCUCCCAGAAUCACUUGGUGGCAUUCGAGCCUGCACUCUUACAGUUUUCCCACCAGAAGACAACACAGGGUCACCUUCUAGAGAGUCACCUCUUUCGGCACCUUAAAAAAAUCCUUUGACUUACGGUGUUGUGGUAAUACCUUUGCACUGCAUCAUGGAGUGUCUCAUUUUUCUUCAGUAGUAUCUGUUAGGCUUAGCCUACAGCAAUUGGUACAGUUACUGAGGGAGGAAAAAGAAAGACUUUGACAUUACUUGUGCUGUUUGUUUGGCCUAGAAUGUUUAUUGAGUGGUUAACAAAGAUUAUGGGAAAAUGUACUCAACAGAGCCAAAUCUUUAACAAGUGAGAAACAAGAUAUUGUCUAUAAAAUAUAUGAAUUAGGUACGUUUUUAAUGUUGUGUAUUGGGUGUGAGGUACCUUACAACUUACAUUAGGAAGCCCAGUAAGUCAAAUUGGAAGGGGUUGCAGUGAACGUGUAAUUAUGUUCACUAAACUUCAUAUUUGAAAGUCUUUCUUCCUUUCAUCUUUGAUUGCAGAUUUUAAAGGGAGGCAGCCUGCACCCAUGUGAACUCUGACAAAAGGUUGCCAGCAGGCCUGAGCUACCUCCCUCUUUUCACAGAGUAUUUUUGACAUAUCUCUUUACUGCCCAGCUGGGUGGGUGCUUUAAGAGCAUAUGGAGUUUCUUCGGCAGACAGGAGAAAUCAAAUAAUAAUUUAAAAAAAUUAAUAUUAUGCAACAGGUGGACCCUGUGUAGGCCCGGGGUUUUUUAAUAACAUAUAUUGAGGGUUUUUUCCCUGACUCAAUUAAGUGACACUUCAAACAGAAGACUUAAAAUGUUUGGGCUUUUUAAUUUUUGGUCUCUUCCCCCUCCCCCACACACCCAGUAAUCAGCUUCUGCUUGUAAGGGAGCCUAAGCUAUUAAUAAAUUGGAAUUCAGUACAGUUGUAUGACCUGUUGUAUGCCUGUAUUGAGUUAUGUGGAUAAGGGCUAGAAAUGUUAAUUCAAGCCACUACAUUUGACCAAAUUGUUCCUUCAGAUCAAAUUUAAUCUAAUUUUUCUCCUUUGCUGUUGAGAUAACUUACAUAUUACAUGUCCUCUGUAGAGUCUCAGUUAAUAAGGUUAUUUAGCACAAAGUGCAGCUUCAGCAGGAGAGCUGCUUUUUGCUCAGUGAACUCAGACUACCAUGUUUUACCUUCUUUUGUUCA